This is a messenger RNA of Syzygium oleosum, 1139 nucleotides long. Its product is annotated as 2-hydroxyisoflavanone dehydratase-like. Gene Ontology annotation, molecular function: hydrolase activity. The coding region runs from base 103 to 1020 and encodes 305 amino acids. Lineage: Eukaryota; Viridiplantae; Streptophyta; Magnoliopsida; Myrtales; Myrtaceae. The transcript has 2 exons. The record is from RefSeq and is a predicted model, not a curated record.
CAAACGAUCUCUUGCACAAGUUCCGAUACGUCUGUGAAUCAAUUUGGCCUAGCAAGUUCCUGUAUCGAAGCUUUUUUCCAUAUCUCUCUCUCUCGCUGAAGGAUGGAGCCAACCAAGGCCAACAGUGGCGACGUGCUCCAUGAAUUCUUCCCCUUCUUCAAGGUAUACAAAGAUGGGCGCGUCGAAAGACUGAUGCCAAUGGAGAAACUGAAGGUGCCGCCAUCCGAAGACGCCGAGGUCCGGUCCAAGGACGUGACCAUCUCCUCUGAGCCAGUGGUCUCGGCUCGCGUCUUCAUGCCAUGCUGGCCCGGCCCGACAGAGAGGCUCCCGGUCCUAAUUUACAUCCACGGCGGAGGCUUCUCCAUAGGGUCUGCCUUCCACCGGGGGCACCACGAAUACGUGAGCUGGCUCGUGGCGAAAGCUCAUGUCGUUGCUGUUUUGAUCGAGUAUCGUCUUGCCCCAGAGAACCCGAUCCCCGCGUGCUAUGAUGAUGCGUGUACCGCGACCCAGUGGGCAUUGGGACAUGCCAAUGGGAACGGCCCUGACCAGUGGCUGAACAAGCACGCGGAUUUCGGGCGGGUCUAUAUAUCGGGGGAUAGCGCUGGGGCAAAUAUAUCCCACAACGUGCUUGUUCGGAUUGGGCGCACCGGGUUUCCUGCCGGUGUUACGAUAGCAGGGGUGGCCAUGGUACACCCGUACUUCGGAGGGACCGAUGACGACAGGAUGUGGCUGUACCUGUGCCCUGAGAACAGCGGGUUGGCAGAUCCGAGGCUGAAGCCGCCACCCGAGGACCUGGCCAGGAUUGGGUGCGAGAAGGUGCUGGUGUUCCUGGCUGAAAGGGAUCACCUGAGGGGCCGAGGACUGUGGUACUACGAGGAGCUGAAGAAGAGCGGAUGGGGCGGGACCGUUCAGAUUAUGGAGCAUGAGGGCGAGAGCCAUGUGUUCCAUCUCUUGAAGCCUCACUGCGACAAGGCUUUGGAUUUGAAGGACAAGUUGGUGACUUUCUUUAAAGGAACAUAAUGGGAAAAAAACAGUGCAAAUCAACUGAGGCUCGUCAUUUUGCUUGAAUAACUGUAUGAACAAUAGAACGAUCUAUGGUUUGACUCUUGUUUUCGAUCGUGUACACGUACAAUGACUUU